Messenger RNA from Helianthus annuus (common sunflower), 1311 nucleotides. RefSeq lists its product as uncharacterized. Lineage: Eukaryota; Viridiplantae; Streptophyta; Magnoliopsida; Asterales; Asteraceae. The transcript has a single exon. The coding region runs from base 1 to 1311 and encodes 436 amino acids. The record is from RefSeq and is a predicted model, not a curated record.
AUGAGAAGAGAUUCGGAUGUUUCUUUUAUUGCCUUUCAAGAAACUCAAUUAUCGGAUAUGGGGGAAGUCGACUCGGCUAAAUUCUGGGGUGAUAAUGAUUUCGAUAUGGAUUGGGUUGCGGCCAAUGGUAGAUCGGGAGGUUUAUUGAGUAUGUGGGACCCGAAGAUUUUCAAGAAGGUCGAGACGAUUAAAGAUCAGCACUACCUUCUGUUUAGAGGGAUAGUUUGCGGUUCAAAUAAAGAAAUUAACUUGGUUAACGUAUAUGCGCCUCAAAGAGUUCCGGAAAAAUCGCUUCUGUGGGAUAAAAUUUUGGGUUUGUUAAACUCCUACCCGGGGCAGUGGGUUAUUAUGGGGGAUUUCAACGUUGUCCGGAGCCCGAAAGAAAGAAAGAAUUCUAGUUUCAAGGUGUCCUGUGCUAGAGCUUUUAACGCUUUCAUUAACGAAGCUGGGCUGUUGGAAUAUGAGAUGAUGGGAAGAAAAUACACUUUCUUGGUUGAGAACGGUUCUAAAAUGAGUAAGAUUGACCGCUUUCUUGUUUGUUUCAGUUUUUUUAGUGAUUGGCCAGAUGCUUGCCUGAGGGCUCUGCCUAGAACGCAUUCAGAUCAUAACCCUAUUGUAUUGACAACGGCCAAAAAGAAUUUUGGUGCCCGUCCGUUUAGAGUUUUUAACUCAUGGUUAGAUAAGGAAGGAUAUGUGGAAACGGUUGAAAAAGCGGCGACGGAUUUUAUAGGGAUGGAGGAGCCCCCGGAUGUGGUGUUAAGCAAAAAAUUCAAAUUUGUGAGAGAUUCUAUUAAAAAUUGGAGGGAGGUUAUGAUACAUAGAGAAAAUGAGGAAGAGGAAACUCUUAGAGAAGAAUUGGAAAAUCUGGAAGUUACGGCUGAAGUUAGGGAUCUGGAGGAGGACGAAGUCUGGGUUAAAGCUGAAUGUAAGAAAAACUUGGGGAUUUUAGAGCGUAACAAAACUAGAGACCUCAAACAAAGAUCUAGAAUCCGAUGGGCUAUCGAUGGUGACGAAAACACGUCCUUUUUUCAUGGGGUGGUAAAUAGAAGAAAAGCCUCUAAUACUAUACAUGGAUUGUCUAUAAAUGGAAGUUGGGUUCAAAAACCCACAGUCAUCAAAGGGAGGUUCUAUCAUUCUUCAGGAACCUUUUUUCUGAAUCUCUCACAAGUAGACAUAGUUUGCUUUGUCCAGGGUUACGCUCGCUAUCUGAAAGGGAGAGGUCUAAUAUCGAACUGCCGCUCUCUGAAAAGGAAAUUAAAGAGGCUGUUUUUCAAUGCGGGUCGGAUCGGGCUCCCGGCCCAGAUGGCUUAA